Anolis sagrei ordinatus is the source of this 3428-nucleotide messenger RNA. The record is from RefSeq and is a predicted model, not a curated record. Lineage: Eukaryota; Metazoa; Chordata; Lepidosauria; Squamata; Anolidae.
UCCCUCGGAGCUGGCUUCUGCCCCAGCGAUGGCUGCGGAAAGCAGCAAGCAGUUCUGGAAGCGGAGCGCCAAGCUACCGGGCAGCAUUCAACCUGUCUAUGGAGCUCAACACCCUCCAUUGGAUCCCCGACUCACUAAAAAUUUCAUCAAGGAGCGUUCCAAGGUCAACGCACUUCCCAUGAAGAAUAAGAAGGCUAGCAGUUUUCAUGAGUUUGCUCGUGACACCAGUGAUGCCUGGGAUAUUGGGGAUGAUGAAGAUGAGGACUUCUCAUCUUUCCAGACUUUGAACUCUAAGGUGGCCAAGGCCACAGCAGCACAGGUGCUGGAAAACCACAGCAGACUACGUGUGAAACCAGAAUGGCCUCAGGCAGCUCUUAGUGAAACUCCAACGAACUGUAAAGUCAUCAAGUCCAGUAGUGAUGCCCAUAUAUCCAGAACGCCUGAAGAUGUCUGCACACGCAACCCCCUCCACAAACAACAGUCACUACCACUCCGACCCAUCAUUCCACUUGUUGCUCGCAUCUCUGACCAAAAUGCUUCAGGAGCUCCUCCCAUGACAGUGCGUGAAAAAACUCGCUUGGAGAAGUUCCGGCAGCUUCUUUCCAGCACCAACACAGAUCUAGAAUUUUGGAGAAGUUUCCUCACCCACCAGAAUACUGUAUGUGAAGACACUUGCCACUAUUUAUUUGCAGAUGAAUUGAGGAAAUGUAGCUGGCCUGGUGUUCCCAGAGAAGUCCGUCCUGUGACAUGGCGACUUUUAUCAGGUUACCUUCCUGCCAGUAUGGAGCGGAGGAAACUGACCUUGCAGCGCAAGCGAGAAGAAUAUUUUGGUUUCAUUGAGCAGUAUUAUGACUCUAGAAAUGAGGAGCAUCAUCAAGAUACAUACCGACAGAUCCAUAUAGACAUUCCACGGACGAAUCCCCUCAUCCCUCUGUUCCAGCAGCCAUUAGUUCAAGAGAUCUUUGAACGCAUCCUGUUUAUCUGGGCCAUCCGACACCCAGCCAGCGGCUACGUGCAGGGGAUUAAUGACCUGGUCACACCAUUCUUUGUCGUGUUCCUCUCAGAAUAUGUGGAAGAGGAUGUGGAGAAUUUUGAUGUUACAAAUCUGUCUCAGGAGGUGAUGCGGAGCAUUGAAGCAGAUAGCUUUUGGUGUAUGAGCAAGCUACUAGAUGGGAUACAGGACAAUUACACAUUUGCACAGCCUGGAAUCCAAAAGAAGGUCAAAGCACUGGAGGAACUUGUCAGCCGUAUCGAUGAACAGGUACACAAUCACUUCAGGGAAUAUGAAGUAGAAUACCUGCAGUUUGCCUUUCGUUGGAUGAACAAUUUACUGAUGAGGGAGCUUCCUCUUCGCUGCACCAUUCGCCUUUGGGAUACCUACCAGUCUGAGCCAGAGGGAUUCUCUCAUUUCCAUUUAUAUGUCUGUGCUGCAUUCUUGAUUAAGUGGCGGAAAGAGAUCUUGGAUGAAAAGGACUUCCAGGGCCUUCUAAUGCUGCUACAAAAUCUACCCACGAUACACUGGGGCAAUGAAGAGAUUGGACUCCUCCUUGCUGAAGCCUACAGACUGAAGUACAUGUUUGCGGAUGCUCCCAAUCAUUACCGCCGAUAGGUAUCAAGCUUCUGCCUCUGCGCUCCAUCAUGUUGGCCCAGUCCCAAUCACUGUGGCGUUGCAUCACUUGAGUCCUCAGACACUCUGACCAGGAACCCACUCUUUGCUGUAAAAAGCUCACACUGGACUUCCGUCUUAACUUUGCGUGUGCCUGCCACUCUGUGCGUGGAUGUGCCACUGAAACCACCAUUAGUGUCCCAUGCUGUUAUGGUGGCCUGAGCUCAGUUGGGGAAGAUGUACGAAUAAACUGAGCCCCUGAAUGCACUUCAAGCCCCAGCCUGGGUCAUCUGAGCCUUGCAGCCUCUUGUUAACCCGCUUAAGCACAGACACACUCAUGCACUCCCAGCUGGGCCUGUAUAUUCCCCCUCCCCAGACGCUGUUCAGUCAAACUCCCCAAUGAAGAUGCCUUACAAAGAGUUCUGCCCUGGGGAAUGGCAGUGCCGUCGGACUCAAGAAGCUCUCAGGGCUUAGCUUCACUCGGCGUGUCUGAAGAAGUGUGGCAUUUUGAGAGUUAACAAGAGAAACAUACACUCCACACACACACCUCCACACAGUUACACCCUGUGAAGCAUGUCUCUUUGCAUAGGUUGGUACACAUGUGUUCAAAAGGCUGUCUUGUCCACACACUGUUUGGAAUGACACAAGUGAACAAGACAGUAAGUCUUCUGUGAUUGAUUGAUUGAUUGUUUGGUUGGUUGAUUGGUUGGUUGAUUGGCUAGCUGACUUUCUGUCUGUCUGACCUGCUGUGUGAAUUGAACUGAAGGGGGAGGGCUGAGCUUUUAAAAAUCUUUCUGUGACAAUGACACUCCUCCAAGGAAUUAUGUGUAUAUUGUGUUCUUGUGUAUAUGGGUAAAAGAUGUACAAUAUCAGUCUUCUGUUUGUAGCAGAUAUGAUUUUAUAUUUAUAACGUGUGUCUCAAGCGUGUAAAGACUGCCUCGGUUACAAAUGACAGUGGGCCCCCUGCCUCCCCUGGUUGUCAGGGUUUUGGAGCUGUCUGCACAUCUGCACUAGCACAUUAUUCCCCUUCCUCAAAACUUGCAUUUUAUUUUGGUUAGGACAAACUUCACUCAGAAGCAAAACACAUGGAGCGACCUCUGGAGCUUCAACCAUCUGGCCCUAAGUAGGCCAUCUGUGGUUGACACCAGGCCUGUAUAUUAGUGUCUCCAUCUCUUGGGAUGGGGAGUGCGACCCAGCCUGCGUUACCUGGCUUUUCUCUCUUCCCCGCCCUGCUUGGCCUCCUUCAGUGAAGAAAAGAUGACUUUCUUGCUUCAAGGCUCUAAACUGUUCUGGAGAGAGAGGAAGAGGUGCUGGAUUCUGUACCAGACCCCCUUCCUCCAUGCUCCACUGUUGUUUCAGUGUGAUUUCUGACAAACAACUAUAUAAAAAAAGUGUGUUUUCAUUUUAAUGGUUUAUUCCAGCCAGCAGGUGGAGUCUCAUUAGUGCCAAGCCUUGACCUCUUUGGUUACAUUUAUUCCCUGGGCUGUUUUGCAGCUUGUGUUGGGCUGACUUUUCAUUUCAUCAGGUUUCAAACUGCUCGCUCCUCCUUUUGUUUUCCCACUUGGGGCUGGAAAUCAAAAGCAGUCCAGCAGCUUUCUUGUAGUGAUGGCACCAGAGGAUGCAGGAGGCACAACAAGGCAAGAGUCUUGCUGCCACUCAGACACGAAGCAGCGUUUCCCAAAUGGCUUUUCUAACCUGAAGUUGUUUUCUCAGGCAUUCUGACUUGAUUUUCUUUUGUGUGUGUGCCUUUUGUUGUUUCCUCUGAGACAGCAACCUGGUGGUCAUUAGUUUAACAUGACUAAUUAAAAAGGAAAACCAAAAA